Messenger RNA from Oncorhynchus gorbuscha (pink salmon), 11872 nucleotides. Its product is annotated as laminin subunit alpha-5-like. NCBI's taxonomy places the organism in Eukaryota, Metazoa, Chordata, Actinopteri, Salmoniformes, Salmonidae. Gene Ontology annotation, biological process: regulation of cell adhesion; regulation of embryonic development; regulation of cell migration. The record is from RefSeq and is a predicted model, not a curated record. Gene Ontology annotation, molecular function: signaling receptor binding.
UAGGUGCUCGCCGGAGCGAGAGAUACACGGCCACCGCAGCAAAAGCAGAGCGCAUCGACUGUUGUGCACUUCUUCACCGCGCAACGAUUCGGAGUUAAACUCUCAUUUAUAUCGUUGUUAUAUUGCUAUACUUCCGAUGGUAGCCUACUUUGUAACGACACAGUAAAGUUAUAAUCUCGGCUGUUCUUUUCUUGAACAUUUCUAUUAGUUUUGUCCGUUGUAGCCUAGUCACCUAUUUAUCUAACGAACCGCGAGUAGAGCGCCGGCAGGUGAAGAUGGCGAGGGGACUGGUGUUGGGGACUGUAUCCCCGGCGGCUGGCGGCCCUACACAACUUGCGUUGCUGCUGUUAUACCCCUUAAUCUGCGGCCUCUCGGCGCAGGGCCAGGAACUGCCCACCAACGGGGUGAAUGGCUACAGCCUGCACCCACCUUAUUUUAACCUGGCAGAAGGGACCAAAAUCACAGCGACAGCGACCUGUGGAGAGGGGGACAAUGGAAGGUCGAUACACGAUUUGUAUUGCAAGCUGGUCGGGGGGCCAGUGUCAGGGGACCCGAGUCACCAGAGCCAAACCAUCCAGGGCCAGUACUGUGAUACGUGCGCCAUAGGGGACAGUGACAGAGCCCACCCCAUCACCAAUGCCAUCGACGGGACAGAGAGGUGGUGGCAGAGCCCUCCUCUCUCCCGCAGCACAGAGUUCAACCAGGUCAACGUCACCUUGGACCUGGGACAGCUGUUCCACGUGGCCUAUGUCCUCAUCAAGUUUGCCAACUCUCCUCGACCAGACCUGUGGGUGCUAGAACGUUCCACUGACUUCGGAGAGACCUACCAGCCGUGGCAGUUCUUCGCCUCUUCUAAGAGAGACUGCAUUGAGCGCUUCGGACAGCGAACCAUCGAACGGAUCAACUCUGACAACGACGUCAUCUGUACCACUGAAUACUCCCGCAUCGUACCCCUGGAGAAUGGAGAGGUGGUGGUGUCUCUAGUGAACGGGCGUCCCGGGGCUAUGAACUUCUCCUACUCUCCAGUCCUGAGGGAUUUCACCAAGGCCACCAACAUCCGUCUCCAUUUCCUCAGAACCAACACCCUCCUGGGACACCUGAUGGGCAAGGCCCUCCGCGACCCCACCGUCACACGCAGGUAUUACUACAGUAUCAAGGACAUCAGUAUCGGAGGACGCUGUGUGUGUAACGGACACGCUGAGGCCUGCGACCCACACGACCCCAACAACCCCUACAAGCUUCAGUGUGACUGCCAACACAACACUUGUGGAACGUCAUGUGACCAGUGUUGCCCCGGAUACAACCAGAUUCCAUGGAAACCAGCGACCACUUACCAGGCUAACGAGUGUGAACCGUGUAACUGUAACCAACACUCUUUUGACUGUUACUACGACCCCGAGGUCGACCAGAGGAGAGCUAGCAUCAACGUCCAGGGACAGUACAGGGGGGGCGGAGUCUGCAUGGAGUGUCAGCAUCACACCACUGGUGUCAACUGUGAGCGCUGUGUCCUCACCUACUACAGAUCACCUGACCAUCCUCUGGACUCCCCAUUGGCUUGCUCCCCCUGUGUGUGCCGGUCAGAGUUCACAGAUGGUACCUGUGAGGAUCUGACGGGUCGUUGUUACUGUAAACCCAACUACACCGGAGAGAACUGUGACUCCUGUGCUGAGGGAUACAUUAACUUCCCAGGCUGCUACCCAAACGACCUCAACAACAACACCGACAGAGAGGUCAAACCUGCCGGAGAAAUCAUCAACUGUGAGUGCAGUGCUGCGGGUACGGAGGGAAACUCCUGCCGUCCUGAUCCACGUAUCCGGACCUGUAUCUGCAAACCCGGUUUCACUGGGGACCACUGUGACAGCUGUGCGCCAGGGCACUACGGACUCAACUGCCAGGCCUGUCAGUGCUUUGGUCCGGGAUGUCAUGAUGGUAGGUGUGACCUCCUGACGGGGCAGUGCCUGUGUCGCCAAGGCUUUCAGGGUUAUUCAUGUGACCAGUGUACCCCAGGCUACUUCAACUACCCCCUCUGCCAACUGUGUGGCUGUAGCAGUGUGGGUUCUCUCCCAGGGGGUUGUGAUGUCUCUGGACGGUGUGUGUGUCGUCCGGAGUUCCAGGGACCGCGAUGUGAGCAGUGUAGAUCAGGCUUCCACUCCUACCCCAACUGCCAAGUGUGCACCUGUGAUCCUCGCACCUCCCUGGGCUCCAGCUGCAGUGUGUCGGGCCACUGCCAAUGCAGACCCAACUACAGCGGCGCCGCCUGUGACCAGUGUGCUCCUGGUUUCUACGGCUUCCCCAGCUGCACGCCUUGUCAGUGCUCUGCUGAGGGCUCCAGGUUCAGUAGCUGUGACCAGGUGAGUGGUCAGUGUACCUGUCUAGCCAACGUCGUGGGACGGUGUAACACUUGCAACUCUGGAACCUACGGAUUCCCUCUGUGUCAAGCUGGCACAUGCAACCCAGCCGGCUCUGUGCAGAACGAGGUCCUGCCAACUGUUGGUUCCUGUGAGUGUCGUCCUUACGUGGAGGGUGUGGCCUGUGACAGGUGUAAACCUCUGUUCUGGAACCUGUCACCUGACACCGUCUACAAAUGUUCCAACUGUGAAUGCAACGUUGAAGGGACUGUGGCUGCUGUAGCAGAGUGUGCUCAGAACAACGGCCAAUGUCACUGUAAACCCAACGUGUGCAGUGGCACCUGCUCUGUGUGUAAAGACGGAUACUUCAACCUGCAGAGUGGAAGCUUCUUCGGCUGUCAAGGCUGUCAGUGUGACAUUGGAGGAUCAGUGGGUCAGUCCUGUGGGGAGAGGACCGGGAGAUGUCGCUGCAGACCCAACGUGGAGGGAUCCAAGUGUAACAUGCCUCGUCCAGACCACUACUUUCCAGACCUGCACCACCUGAAGUUUGAGAUAGAGGAGGGUACCAUGCUGGACGGGCGGCCGGUGCGCUUCGGCUACAACCCCUUGGAGUUUGAAGGGUUCAGCUGGAGAGGGUACGCUCAGAUGUCCUCCAUUCAGUCCAAGGUGGUGGUUCAAGUCUCGGUCGGCUCUCCGGACCUGUUUCAAAUAGUAUUGCGCUACGUGAAUCGGGGUGGCCUGGACAUGAGGGGCAGGGUGUCCGUCCUGGAAGACGGUAAGAUCUUCAUGUGUGGUAACUGCUCAGAACAGUCCAAACAGAUUGUGUUUGCCCCCAGCUCAGAACCUAACUUCGUCAACGUGCCCCAGAAUAACUUUGUGGAGCCGUUUGUUCUGAACCCUGGUACCUGGACCGUGGUCAUUGAGGCCGAGGGCAUACUGCUGGACUACCUGGUGCUCCUUCCCAGUGCGUUCUAUGAGGCCCCCGUGCUGCAGACCAAAGUGACUGAGCCGUGCUCCUACAGCCCGGCGCCAGGUGCCAGCCAUAACUGUCUGAUCUACAAGUAUCUGUCUCUGGAUGGGUUCCCCUCCAUCUCUGGUAACGAUGCCAGCUGCCGGUUCGACAACCACCUGCCCAGACCCUGUCACCAGGAGAGGAUCACCCCUCGACACCCCGACAUGGCCAUCUGCAGCGGUAGCGAUCUGAAUGUCCAGCUGCGUAGCCCUGUGCCCCGUCCCGGGGACUAUGUUCUGGUGCUAGAAUACGCCAGUGAGGAGGAAGCACCACAGACCAUCUCUGUGUCCGUCAACACACCUGGCGGAAGGACACACCAGCACCACGUCAUGGUGCUGCCCUGCAAAUACAGUUUCCUGUGUCGGGUGGUGACCAUCGAUGAGAUGAACCGUGUGGCUGUCUUCACCCUGUCCACUGAUGCCGAGGUCCAACUGAUUGCUGACAGAGCCAGUUUCUUCCUGGUAAGAGGUUUAACACGAUACGGUCAAACACAGAGCAGAAGACGGGUCUCUCUCUUUUCUCCAGAAGUACCCUUCUCACCUGACAGUUCGUCCUGUAUCCCGUCUAGGUUCCAGACCCCCUCUGAUUCGCUGGUGUUGAAGGAAGGUCAAGGGUCAUCUGUCCAGGAGCCUGUCCUGGCCUCCCCUGCUGACCCCCCUGUGGGUCCAGCCGACACCAUUCCCUGGGCCAGCGGAGACCGUCCUCCGACCGCAGCUGAUAACGUGGACCAUGUCCACCUUGAUUCUGCUCAGAAUGCAGCAGUGUAUUCUGGUCGUGUCCCAACUCUGGGUCGUUACGUGUUCAUCCUCCACUACCACCAGCCCCUCCACCCCACCUACCCUGUCCAGGUAUUCAUCAACGGUGGACGCAUCUGGCAAGGCCAUGCCAACGCCUCCUUCUGUCCCCAUGGUUACGGUUGCCGUAGCGUUCUGAUCUCAGAGAACCAGAUCAUUCUGGACGUGACGGACAACGAGAUCUUCCUGACCGUCCAGGUCCCUGACGGAAAAACACUCUGGCUGGACUAUGUUCUGGUGGUCCCAGAGAGCAGCUACAGCUCCAGUUACCUGUCUGAACAACCUCUGGACAAAUCAUAUGACUUCAUCAGCAACUGUGGACAGAACAGCUUCUACAUCAAUCCUGCCACAGCCUCUCCAUUCUGUCGUAGUUCAGCCAUCUCUCUCUCUGCGUUCUUCAACAACGGUGCCAUGCCCUGCGGGUGCCAUGAGGUGGGCGCGGACAGCGAUACCUGCCAGCCCUUCGGCGGGCAGUGCCAGUGCAGACCGAACGUCAUCGGCAGGGACUGCUCACAGUGUGCCACGGGCUACUGGGGGUUCCCCAACUGUAGAGCGUGUCAGUGUGGUACACGGCUGUGUGAGCCGGUGACUGGAGACUGUAUCUGCCCACCGAGGACCCUGCUCCCAGAGUGUAUCCAGUGUGAGCCCCAGACGUUCGGCUGUCAUCCUCUGGUCGGCUGUGAGGUCUGCAACUGUUCCCGUCCUGGGGUCACCACCCCCAACGUCAGCUGUGACACCGACAGUGGACAGUGCAGAUGCAAGAACAACAUCAUCGGCCGUCAGUGUGAUCGCUGCAGCCCUGGUUUCUACGGUUACCCCAACUGUAGACCAUGUGACUGCAACGAGGCGGGAACAGAGGAGGAGGUGUGUGACUCCUCCGUGGGGCGCUGCCUCUGCAAGGAAAAUGUCCAGGGUGGUCGUUGUGACCAGUGCAGAAUGGGAACCUUCCACCUUGACCCCACCAACCCUAAAGGCUGCACUUCCUGUUUCUGUUUCGGAGCCACCAACCGCUGUCGCAGCUCAGAGAAACGACGGACUGAGGCGAUGGACAUGAUGGACUGGGUAUUGCUCGGAGCAGACAGACAGGAAGUCCCCGUGACUGUGUAUCCUGAUCAGGACUUGGUGGAGGCGGACCUUAGUGACGUACCUGAUGUCUACCAAGACCUCUUCUGGCACGCUCCUAGAACGUACCUGGGAGACAAGGUAUCGUCGUAUGGAGGGUAUCUGCGGUACCGUCUCCACACUCAGACUAUGAGAGGAGAUGUUCUCUCUCUACCCACUGAGGCCUCUCGACCUGACAUCAUUCUCAAGGGUAACCAGAUGACCCUGGUGUUCAUUGAGAGAGAAUAUUCUUCACCUGAACAACCACACCUGGGGAUAGUCCACAUGCUGGAGGGAAGUUUCCGCCACGCCCAGACGGGUAACGUGGUGUCUAGAGAGGAACUGAUGAUGGUUCUGGUGGGUUUAGAGUCUCUCCAGAUCAGAGCUCUCCACUCCCAGUCUGCCCACACUGUGUCGCUACGCGGGGCCGUGCUGGAGGGAGCACAGACCCUGCCCACGGGGCAACAUGCCAACAACGUAGAGAUCUGUCUCUGUCCCGCUAACUACCAGGGAGACUCCUGCCAGCAAUGUUCUCCAGGGUACUACAGAGACACUAAAGGUCUGUUCCUGGGGAAGUGUGUUCCCUGCAACUGUAAUGGCCACUCUGACCAGUGUCUGGACGGGUCUGGAGUCUGUGAGAACUGUCAACACAACAGGGCUGGAGACCACUGUGAAAAGUGUCAGGGUGGUUUCCUUGGUAACCACUCUCUGGAUGGACACGCCCAGUCCUGUGACACCUGCCCCUGUCCUCUACAAGUGGCCUCCAACAAUUUUGCAGUGGGCUGUGUAGAGAAACCCAACAGGAUGCUGUGUCUCUGUAUGCCUGGCUACGCUGGGCCCCAGUGUGCAAGGUGUGCUCCCGGUUUCUACGGCAACCCCAUGGUGAUUGGCAGCACGUGCCAGCCAUGCCAUUGCCAUGACAACACGGACCCCAACAUGCUGUUCAGCGACUGUGACGGGCUGACGGGCGAGUGUCACAGCUGCAUGCACAACACCGCCGGGACGCACUGCGAGAUCUGUGCCCCCGGUUUCCACGGUGACGCCGUCACUGCCAAGAACUGCACCAGAUGCAACUGCUCCCCAUGUGGCACGGCGUCAUGUGACCCUCACACAGGACAGUGCCAGUGUAAACCUGGUGUGACCGGUUCCCAAUGCAACUGUUGUGAGGACGGCGCGUUUGGCUAUGAGUCGUGCUCCGGGUGUCGUCGGUGUGACUGUGACGCGGCCGCGGCGCUGGUCCAACCGUGUGACCCCAGGAACGGUUCGUGUGCCUGCCAGCCAGGGGUCAAUGGACCUAAUUGUCGCCAGUGUGCCCCUGGGUACUGGGACUACAGUCCGGAGGGCUGCAAGAAGUGUGAGUGUAAGCAUGGGCGCUGUGACCCUCGGACAGGGGAGUGUCGCUGUGGAGACGGCCUAACAGGCAAACAGUGUGACAGCUGUUCCCAUAGAUACAGUGUUCCUGUACAACACGGACAUGACAUGACCUGCCAACCUUGUGACAGCUGUGUAAUUGUCCUGUUGGAGGAUCUGGACAAAAUUAACGACAACUUUGGCUCCGUGGCUCAUCAGCUGAUCAACCUUAACGCCUCCUCUAUCACCGUGACUCAGCUAAACAACCUCAGCAGAUCCAUGGACAAUAUCUCUAAUGCCAUAGAGAACUACAACAGUACUCUGGAUGAGAACAGGAACAGAGUGGACAUGUUGGAGGGAGAGAUCAUGACCAUCAACUCAGACAUCCUUGGCCUGGAAGAUAAGGUGGUGGCGGUAUCAGAAGAAGCAGACAGUCUGGGGAAUAGCAGCAGCAACACCCAUCAGAGAGCCCAGGACCUGCUCUCACACAUGAAGAACAUAGUAGGAGAGGUGGAAGACCUCAUGGAGAACCGUACGGGUCUGAAUGAGACGCAGGUGGAGCAGGAAGAGGACGACUUGCUUGAGAAGAUGAAGCAGGUGGAGGCCAUGCUGAGAGAGAUGAGACUCAAGAGCUGUGUCGGACAGAAGGAGAUAGCAGACGGAGAGCUGUCCGAGGCUAAGAAAUUGCUGGCGAAGGUGAAAGAUCAGCUGGUGAGUCGUGUGGUGGACAACGAGGGCUUGGUGAAGAACAUCAGGGAGCAUCUGGGGAAGUUCCAUGACCAACUGAUGGACCUGAGGGACGCUCUGAACCAGGCAGUUAACAACACGGCCCUCGCCUCCGAUACGAACGCUGUUAACGAGAAGAGGCUGGAGGACUGCCAGCAAAAGGUGGAUGAACUGAAUGAGAAGCACAAGGUAGUGGAGGAUCUCCUGCAGAUGGCAGAGGACGACGUGGCCGCUGUCAACGACAUGCUGUCUAUGCUGCACGACUCCAAGGAGGAGUAUGAGCGUCUGGCCGCCCAGUUGGAUGGGGCCAGGAUGCCCCUGGCUGAAAAGGUGCAGACAUUUGCCCCCACCCUCAGUAAGAUACCCCUGGUGGAGGCAGCGGAGGAACACGCUGAACUACUCAAUGAGCUGGCCAUGAACCUCUCCAGUGUGAUCUCCAACACCAACAAGGACGGUUUGAUCCAGCGAGCGGUGAACGCGUCCCGGGCGUACUCCGACAUCAUCGACGCCGUCAGAGACGCUGAGACUGCUGCCAACCAAGCUGCUGUGGAUGCACUGGAGAAUGUGAAGGGUCAGGACCUGGGCCAGGUAGCUGACGGUCUGAGGAAUCACAGUUCACAACUGCUGGAGGACGCCGUCACACUGCAACGGGAACUGAAUGAUGAUCUGAAGCCUCGUCUCCGGGACGCCAUGACUCAUCUGGAUGAGGCCAAGCAGAAACACACGACUCUACUGAAAGACCUGGAGAUGGUGCAGAGUAACCUCAACUUCAGCCGGGGGGAAACACUAAGGUUAUAGAGGAGGACCAAGGCUGCAGCCGAGGAGGCCAACAGUACAGCAGCAAGUAGAGAUACCCUGGCACCUAUCAAAGAGCAGGUGGACCAAUCACAGCAGGUCGGAGACACUAACACCACCAAUGAGGACAUACCUUCCUGGAGGCCAACAACAGUAGGUCACUCUGUGGGUAUGUUGGGCGAGGCCAUCCCAAUACUGAUGAAGAAGCUGGACAAGCUGCAGAACCACUCAGCCCAGAUGCCCAACAUCUCAGAGAACAUCCUCAGGAUCAGACAGCUCAUCGCAGAGGCCCGCAAGGCCGCCAGCAAAGUGAGCGUACCUGUGAAGUUCAACGGGACAUCAGGUGUGCAGGUGCGCACCCCCAGUAACCUGGCAGACCUGGCAGCUUACACCUCCCUCAAGUUCUACAUCACCCUGCCCGAGGCCUCACGCGGCCGUAGACAGGACCAACCAGACAAACAGUUUGUCUUUUACCUCGGAAACAAGGACUCCAGUAAAGAGUUCCUGGGCAUGAUGCUGGAGGGGCGGAGACUGCACUGGCUGUUCAACGUGGGCGGAGACACGGCUGAGGUGGAGAUGCAGGAGGAUGUCCAAACAGAUGGCGACUUCAACAACGUGGUCCUGGAAAGGAUCCUUCAGUACGGCCAGAUGGCCAUGUCUUCAGAGCUCAGUGAGGCCAGGAUGACCAAGGCUGUGGUGGAGGCAGGAGGGGAUAGUGGACUGCUCAAUCUGCAGACUGAAGAGACUGUGUUCUACGUGGGAGGAUACCCUGACACGUUCACUCCCCCUCUCCAGCUCCAGCUGCCCAAUCUCAAGGGCUGUAUUGAGCUGGAGACCCUGAAUGAAGAAGUGCUCAGUCUCUAUAACUUUGAGAACAUCUUCCAACUCAACACCACCGAGGAGAAACCAUGUGGAAGAGCGAAGCCGGUGUUGACCCAGCAGUGGGUAAACGACGCGGCCUACUUUGACGGGACGGGUUACGCCGAGGUCACCUUCAAGGAGGAUGCAGGGAAGAUGCAGCGCUUUGAACAGGAAGUUAAACUGAUGAGUCACAACGGCAUCCUGCUCAUGCUCCUCAGCCAGGAGAAGUUCCUGAGCUUGGCGGUGCGUCAGGGACGUCUCAGGGUCUUCUAUGACAUCACUGGUUCUCUACAGGAGCUGGAGCCUAAAGUCCCAGACUCACCUACCUCAAGAUCACACGCUGACCCCAAAUCUUUGGAGAUCAUUAUCCUCCUCUACGAUACGACCACACGCGUUGUGGUGAGGAACAACCGCCAAAUCCUGUUCAACUACGUCUUCACGACGCCCCUGCCGCGCUUCGAAGGCAGCUACUACCUGGCCGGAGUCCCCGAGGACAAGAUGCCUGAGAACCUGAAGGCCCUGUUUCCUCGUCAGGGAUCUCUUAAAGGCUGUUUCAGGAACAUCAAGGCCAUGAACUCUCACAUCGACCUGAAGAGAAUGAGCAGCUCUGGGGUCAGCUACGGCUGUGCCAACGACUUACUGGUGGCACGUGAGGCUCACUUCUCAGGCCAGAGUUACCUGGACCUGUCUCCAGACAACAUCCCUGGUCUCAGGAACAACUUCUACGCCGGGUUCGGCUUCCGCACAGACCAGAAUAACGGACUCAUGUUCUACCACCAGGCUCAGGACGGUGUGUGUCAGGUGUUCCUGGAUAAGGGUCAUGUGGUAGUGAGGGCGGCUGACAGCGAGGUGAAGACUCAGCAGACUUACAACGACGACAACGAUCAUUAUGUAACUCUGUACAGCAACAACAAUGGGUUACGUCUUUAUGUGGAUGACGUCCUGGAGAAGGCUGGGGAUACUGGUCGUGGAGGGGCCAGCAGCCGGGCGCUACUACUACCUGGAGGGGUCUACCUGGGAGGAACACCUGACAACAGCCUCAGCAACCUUACCGGCUGUCUUAGCAACCUGUUCAUCAAGAGAGACAAGCCUUCUCAGAUGGUGAUGAACCUAAUGAAUGCUAAGGAGAAUAUCGACGUUCCUCUAGACUGUCCUGCUGCCAAGAAACCUCAGCAGAUCCUGGCCGCACUCCCACGCCAGAAGAGGCCUAAGGGUAAACACAGGAAGCCGGCGGGUGGUGGUGGUGGGUCAGUAACUCACCUGGGGCGGAGUAACUCACCUGUCAGUGCCAGGGAGUCCUGCCAGGGGGAGCUGGCCCACCAGCGCUCCACCACCGACACGCUGUCCCCCGAGGCCUUCAGCAGGACGCCUCACAUCUCCAUGGGUCUGCGUGUGAACUCGUCAGACGGCCUGGUGUUCUAUGUGUCAGGAUCACCAGAACGUUCUAGUAGCAGCUCUGUGAUGACCCUCUCUGUCUCAGACGGUCACCUGUUGCUCAUCCUCAUCAACGGAGGGAAGAGGAAGACCACCAUCCGCAGCCACAGGAAGUGCAAUGACGGACAGUGGCACACGGUGUUUGUGAAGAGGGAGGGAGAGAAGGCCAGUUUGAUUGUUGAUGGGAUCGAUGCCCAGUCUAAGAGGGUCUCAGGGGGGGAGAAGAACCAGCUCAGUCCCCCUCUCUACAUCGGAGGAGUUCCCUCAGGACUCACCAGCUCACUUCUCUCGAUGCCAGGUUCAGGAGGGUUUGUGGGCUGUGUGAGGGACCUGGAGCUGAAUGAGGAGAGCCCAGCCAGUCCCUCCACCAGCCUAGGGGUUGUACCCUGCUUCCAGACCGCUCUGCAGCCUGGGGUAUACUUCUCUUCCCAGGGAGGACUCAUGGCUAUAGAUGAGUCCCUGAUGUUGGGCCGGGACCUGGAGGUCCAGCUGGAGGUCAGGCCGGUGUCAGACUCUGGUCUCCUGCUGCAUGCUGGUUCCAGGGCUGGACAACAGCUCAGCCUCUACCUCUAUCAGGGAGCCGUAACUGUCACAGUAAACAGUGGCAGAGGAGAGUUCUAUACCUCCUUCACACCAGAGGAAUCCUUGUGUGACGGACGCUGGCACAGUAUCAAAAUCGUGAAGAAGAGCAACGUGCUGCAGCUCCAUGUGGAUGCAGCCAGCGAACACAGUGUGGGGCCCAAACAAGGCCGACCAUCAGGGGCCAAGGAGGCUGUGUACCUGGGGGGAGCACCAGAUGGUGUUGAUGUGCCGGGCCUUCCCGAUGCCCUGCCCUCCUUCCAUGGUUGUGUUCGGAGAGCAGUCCUGAACCAGCGACCAGCCAUGCUUUCUAAACCCCUGUCAGUACACGGAGCUGUGGGCACACAGGGCUGUCCAGCCAUGUAGACCCCUUUUAGCCCUGUUACAGCCAGCUAGCACUGGGUCAUGUUCAUAAGGACAUUACAGAAAAUUCAGAUAGAAAUACCUAUGUAGAACCAAUAUGAUUCUCUGUCAUGUAUACUGUCUUCAUGUAGCUCAGUCUAAUAUAUCUACAGCUGUACAUAUCAGUCUAACAAAUCUGCAGCUGUACAGUCGUGGCCAAAAGUUGAGAAUUACACAAAUAUUAAUUUUCACAAAGUCUGCUGCCUCAGUUUCGAUGAUGGUAAUUUGCAUAUACUCCAGAAUGUUAUGAAGAGUGAUCAGAUGAAUUGCAAUGAAUUGCAAAGUCCCUCUUUUCCAUGCAAAUGAACUGAAUCCCCAAAAACAUUUCCACUGCAUUUCAGCCCUGCCACAAAAGGAACAGCUGACAUCAUGCCAGUGAUUCUCUCGUUAACACAGGUGUGAGUGUUGAUGAGGACAAGGCUGGAGAUCACUCUGUCAUGCUGAUUGAGUUCGAAUAACAGUCUGGAAGC